AUGAACCAAAGAGACCAUAGCCCAGAGGACAAACCUGAAUCCUUCCACCACACCCAGAGACCCCCUCCUACGCAACCCAGAACAGCUCCUCUCAGCCUCCUGCCAGAACAUCCAUACCGGUCUCCUUCCCAAAUACAGCUGGCCACUGCUCUAGCAGAGUCCCCACAAAUCACACUAUCCAGUUCAGGCCCUUCUGCAGUGAACCCCAAGUCUUGCCUGGGCUUGUAUCCUCAGCUACCUCUGCCUGAGCAGGGGAGAGUGGGAGGCAGGCUUGGAGUCUCCUUCUGCUUCUCACGUAGGGGGCCCAGGCUUGAGCCCUCUGCCUCCGUCUUCUCAGACCUAGAAGAGGAGGAGAGAGAGAAGAGGGAACAAAUGAAGGAAAGGAUAAAGGGAAUAAUGGAAGACAUUGACAGGGAAAUUGGGGAAGAAGAUGAGAGGAAAUACAGUGAGAGUGAAAAGCUCAAGUCCAGCUCUGACAACGGUGGGCCAAGCGACAUGGUGCCAAUCCCCAGAGAGACUGCCAGAGAAGAGGAGGAGAUUGAAAAAAGAGACACAGUGAAAGAACACUCUCCUGUUUCCACAGUAGCACCUGAUAAUCGGAGCCAUGAUUCACUAUUCUUGCCAUCACAGACACAGGGGACCAUGAGGGGCACAGCACUAGCAGGGGCACACAUGGACACUGAACACACAGACAGCGAGACAGAGAGAAAGCAAGAAACAGAGGGGAGGGCAGAGGACAGUCAGUAUACGUGUGUGCUGGGAAAAGAUGGCUCUACCUGUCUGAGAUGGCCUGUCCGUUUGCUGAAGUUCACCAAAACUCAACCAAACAUCUGCUACAGCUGCAACCCACUCUGCUUGAACCCCCAGCGACCAGAACAACUCACGGAGGAACUGCAGGAGUCCCGGCAAAAUCGCUUGUGUGCUCUCUCAGAUGAAUCAGAUCCACGUGUGCCAGCUAUUCUUACACCAGGCACUCAUCCCUGUUUACACAGACAGACAAGGCAAGAGCUGAGAGCACACAGACGGGAACAAACUGAGGACAUUUUCAAGGCAGAGCAACAUAUCGAUGUGGAGACAGAGGAACACCUGUUCCUAAAGAACAAAAACCUGUCGUCAUCAGAAACGGGACCAGAAAGGGGAAGAUGCAUGAUAAGUUUGGAGAAUUGUGUGAGGGCAGCCUCCCAUCCAUUUGACCCCGCUCACAGUGACAGCUCUGACACAAACUCCCAGAAUCCUCUGGGAGGCAGAUUAGGGGGUGCGAGCAGGAUCAGGGAGAGAGCCAUCACAGCCCUGAGCUGUAAAUCACAGUCUGUCAUCCAGGCUGGCACACAAGGGACAUGCAUCAGCCCGUCCAGGUGUGAGUGUGGGAGUGAGACAAUGUGCAAGUGUGCCAGCGCUCCACAGCCGUACGUGGGUCUCUCAGAAGUGUCACGCGAAAAGAGGAAAGCCAACACAAAGAAACACAAGCUGGGAAAGAGGAAGAGGAGCGAGAAGGAAAAAGCUUCAAACAAGCGCCAAUCAGCAAGGUGCAAAGUGAGGAGUGUUGUCUCCACAGUCUCCACUGGCAGUGAGAGGAGAGAAGAAGCUGGGGGGAGCUGGAAGAAAAAGAGGCAAGGGGAGAUGGGGGAGACGAGGAGGAGGAGGAGGAGGAGGGUGCAGAGAGCAGGGAGCAGCUGUCUCCUGGGGAGAUGUGAGGCUGAGCCAGUAUCUGUCUCUGUCAGGAAGAGGAGGCCUCACAGGAGCCACAGCACUGAAUCCCAGUCACAGCCAGACAGAGAGCAGGCAGAACGCUGCAGUGCCUCCUCCCAGCACACCAGACACACAGCAGACAGAGACACCAAGGGGGAGGGAAAGCGAGACGAAGAUGCAGUGACUUUUCCCUGGCGGUCUCACUUGUCUUUACACUCCCUCUCACCAGGAUGUAACUCAAAGCUGUUUUGGGAAAGGGGUCACCAUAGCAACCCCAGGAGUUUCAUUGACUGCUGUUACCCUGACAACAGCUGUGCUUGCAGCCCGGCGAGAAAGAGAAAACUCCUCCACAGGGACAGGAAAUUCAUUCAUCGUAAGAGGAAGAGUUUGAGGCGUCGCAAAGUCUCGGAGGAGACAGAGAGGGGCAGGAAAAUGGGAGGGCAUUCAGGUUGGAGAGACAGGGGCUUGGUUUCAGAUACAGAACAGUGGGACUGGAUGAGAGGGAGCUGUCCUGGAGGUAGCGAGGAGAGCAGGGCAAGGGCCGGGUGGAGAUCGAGAAACAGAGCAGUGGAGUGGGAACGGUUGGCAAGGUUUAGCCCCAGUCCUGGCAGCUGGGGCUGGAGAAGCAGGCAUCUUAGCACAGAAGAUGUAGACUGGGACAGAUGCAGCAUGGACAGAUGGACAUGGGGCAGCAGCGACAGCUGGGAAGACAGGGGGACACACAGAUCCACGUCAGGCUCCAGGACAGGGGCAGACAGCAGAGACAGCCCAGGCUGUGUGUGGAAAUGUGCGGGCACCAGACACUCGAGCUCAAGACACCUCUCCAGCCCUGAGUGGUGGACAAGUAGGCAGACGUAUAGCCCCCAGAGUGUGAUCAACACACGGGCCAGCAGGUGCCACAGCCCUCGCUCCUGCAGCCCCUGCAGCAGCACCAGCAUGUCUGAGCUAAGCUGGGAGUGGAGCAGGAGCAGCACCUGCUCGGGAGUCACGGUGAAUGGAUUGACAGUUAGCUCCUGCAGGACAUUCUCAGGAGCUCCAGGCGUCUCAUCUGAGGCCCCUCAGGAGGCAAAAAAGCAAGGCAGUCCCACGUCCACACCAUCCAGCCUCACCUCUGUCUCCUCCUGUCAUUCUGGUUCACCCCCUUUUGCUCCCACAGUCUCGGGCGUGAACACACACCAUCGUGACAAAAGUCCUUCUCAGCUAAAGGAACAGUCUGACCUUGGCCAUGGGCCCUCUGGUCCUGUCGCAACAAGCAGGUCAGACGCAACUCCAGGACUAUCCCCCAGUAAACCUGGACCACAGAAACCAGCCAGGAUGUUGCUUCUCCCUCUUAUAGGUAAACUACCUGCAAUCCAGAGAAAGGCAAGGAGGGAAAAAGGGCUGCUGGAGAAAAGUCAGGAGAAGGAGGGAGAGGAUGAAGAGGAAACUAAAGGAAGUGGAGGGGAUCCUGGAACAGUCAUCAACACUCAAAAAUGUCCUCUGGCUGAGUCAAGCCCCAGCAGCACGCCAAAUCCCUGCCCAUCACAGAUUAGGACUGAUGACAAACAGGCAGGUGGAGAGACAGUUCCGCCAAUCAGCUUUACCGCUGAGGAGAUGGACAAAUAUCGCCUCCUGCAAGAGCAGGCAAGAGAGCACAUGCAGAAAGUCCUGGAAAAGACGCAAGAGAGUGCAGAUACACACAAAGAGACGAACUACACUCACACAGCACAGGCAGACAACUGUGGGACUUCAGAGGAACAAUUCACACCUGCACCCAUGCACAACCCUUUACAGCCUCAAACCCAGUCAAUUCACACAGACACGAUGCAAACACAAGCACAGCGCACGCUCCAGGUCAGUCUCCCACUUCCACAUGUGACCCCUCAAGAGAACUUUACUCAACCCAUGUCUCUAAGAGUCGCCAACCUCCCCCCUCUGCCCCCUUCCCCCCCUCUCUCCAGCCUCCAUCAUAUCAUUUUACAACACACAGCCCUCUCUGUGCCCGCUUCCUCCACAUCCUCUCCCUCCUCCUCACCCUCUCCUGCCAUCCACCCACACCCAGCUCAGAUCCCUCACCCUCUGCCCCCUCUUCAUCCGUCCCUCCCUCAUCACCUUCACCUGUCUCCCUUCUCCAUAUCCUCCCUGUUUCCCUCCAUCCUGCUGUCUCAUCAUCCUAUCCCUCUCCUCCCCCAGUCCCCGGCUUUUCACGCGACCCCACUCGCUCCGCUCUCCCCAGUAGCUCUGCAACCCUUGAACCCACAGCCUUUCAUGGACAGAGCGUGGCCAGUGAGGUUUCAACAGAAGGCGUUGUGA
This is a messenger RNA of Chelmon rostratus (copperband butterflyfish), 3981 nucleotides long. RefSeq names its product G patch domain-containing protein 8. Lineage: Eukaryota; Metazoa; Chordata; Actinopteri; Chaetodontiformes; Chaetodontidae. The transcript has a single exon. Gene Ontology annotation, cellular component: nucleus. The record is from RefSeq and is a predicted model, not a curated record. The coding region runs from base 1 to 3981 and encodes 1326 amino acids.